CAGACAGGCAGACGGGCAGGUAGACAACCGAGGCGCUUCCCAGCCGGCUAGUAACCAGGCUGGCUCACGAAACUCACAAUAGCAAGUGUCCUACUAAAAUACGGAACUACUAAGCUCGCCAUGGGGGAUGUUGGUGACGUUUUGAUGUCGAUUUUGUCCACAAUCCGCGUCCCAAAGCCCGGGGAUCGCGUCCACAAAGACGAAUGCGCGCUGUCAUUCUCCUCGCCGGAGAGUGAAGGAGGCCUGUAUGUGUGCAUGAACAGUUUUCUGGGUUUUGGGAGUCAGUAUGUGGAGAGGCACAAUGCUCGCUCAGGUCAAAGGGCUUACCUGCACAUCACCAGGACUCGUAAGGCUAAGAAGGAAGAUGACAACAAUUCUGGCUCCGGACACCCACCUAAGAAAAAGCCCACCAGGCUGGCUAUUGGGAUUGAAGGAGGUUUUGACGUAGAGCAGGAACUAUAUGAAGAGGAUGUGAAGGUGGUCAUUUUACCAGACAGACAAGAAGUGACUUCAGAGGACCUUUCCACCAUGCCUGACGUUGUGAGAGAGAGGGUGUCUUUGUCAAUGGCGGGCAUCAUGGCAGCUGACUCAGUGUCUCAUACUUUACAAGUUCAGCAGUGGGACGGAGAGGUGAGAAAUGAGUCCAAAUAUGCUGCUGACCUUAAACAGCUCGACAAUGGAGUCAAGAUUCCACCCAGUGGCUGGCGGUGUGAAGUGUGCGAUCUCCAGGAGAAUAUUUGGAUGAACUUGACAGAUGGCAAAUUGCUUUGUGGUCGGAAGUACUUUGACGGCUCUGGGGGCAACAACCACGCCCUUCUCCACUUCCAGGAGACAGGGUACCCACUUGCAGUCAAACUUGGCACCAUCACUCCUGAUGGCGCUGAUGUCUAUUCCUACGAUGAGGAUGACAUGGUGGUGGACUCCAAACUACCCGAGCACCUAGCGCACUUUGGAAUUGACAUGAUGACUAUGGAGAAGACUGAGAGGACAAUGACCGAGCUGGAGAUUGCUGUGAAUCAGCGUGUAGGGGAGUGGGAGGUUAUCCAAGAGUCGGGUACGACCCUGAGGCCCUUGUUUGGGCCUGGCCUGACCGGUAUGAAGAACCUGGGAAACAGCUGCUACCUCAAUUCUGUCAUGCAAGUGCUCUUCACUGUUCCAGACUUCGAGAGCAAGUACGUGUCUAAUAUUGACAAAAUAGUUGAUGAUGCGCCAAGUGAUCCAACUCAAGACUUCAAAACGCAAGUGGCCAAGCUGGGUUAUGGUCUGGUUUCAGGAGAUUAUUCCAAACCAGCACCAGACCAUGGAGAUGAAAAUGGUGCAUCUGAACCCAGGGGAGACCAAAUUGGAAUAGCACCACAAAUGUUCAAAGCACUUGUUGGACGGGGACACCCAGAGUUCUCCACUAAUCGACAACAGGAUGCUCAGGAGUUUUUAUUGCACUUCAUAAACAUGGUGGAGAGGAACUGUCGUUCUGGGGCCAAUCCAUCCGAAGCAUUCAGGUUCCUGGUGGAGGAGAGGAUUGUGUGUCAGCAGUCACAAAAAGCCAAGUACACACAGCGGGUGGAUUACAUUGUUCAGCUGCCCGUACCCAUGGACCAGGCUACCAACACAGAAGAGCUUCAGGAAGCAGAGCGCCACCGUGAGGAGGGGGACACGUCAGCUCCUACAGUGCGAGCACAAAUCCCCUUCACAGCCUGCAUGGCAGCUCUGAGUGAACCAGAGGUUCUCACAGAUUUCUGGAGCUCAGCUGUCCAAGCCAAAACUACUGCAACCAAAACAACCCGCUUUGCCUCUUUCCCCGACCAUCUGGUUAUCCAGAUUAAGAAGUUCACCUUUGGCCUUGACUGGGUGCCCAAGAAACUGGAUGUGAGCAUAGACGUUCCCGACACCCUGGAUCUCAGUGGACUGCGUGCCAUGGGCCAGCAGCCCGGGGAGGAGCUCCUACCAGAGGUUGCCCCGCCCCCACUCAUGACCCCAGACGUGGAGGUUAAAGGUAUCCUGGGUUCCCAUGGCAACGAUGAGGACGACUCGCUCUACUCCCCACUGCUGUCUCCAGUCCUCGAUGACUCCACUGUGUCCCAGUUAUGUGAAAUGGGAUUCCCAUUAGAGGCCUGCAGAAAAGCGGUGUAUUACACAGGGAACACUGGAAUCGAUGCUGCCAUGAACUGGAUUAUGAGCCACAUGGACGAUCCAGACUUUUCAGCUCCCCUGGUGCUGCCCGGCUGCAGCUCCGGGGCCGGGACGACACCCACAGAGAGUCUGUCUGAAGAACACCUGGCAACCAUAGUUUCCAUGGGCUUCAGCCGAGACCAGGCAACCAAAGCACUUCGAGCAACGAGUAAUGUUCUGGACCGCGCUGUCGACUGGAUCUUCUCUCACCUGGAUGACCUGGAGUCCAUGGACGUGUCUGAAGGAGGACGCUCGGCUGCAGAAAGCGAGGGAGGCAGGGAGCCUCCUCCUGGACCUCGCGUCAGAGACGGAGAAGGCAAGUACGAGCUGUUUGCGUUCAUCAGUCACAUGGGGACGAGCACCAUGUGUGGCCAUUAUGUCUGCCACAUCAAGAAAGACCAACAAUGGGUUAUCUUCAACGACCAGAAAGUGUGUGCUUCAGAGAAACCUCCAAAAGACCUGGGAUACCUCUACUUCUAUCGUAGAGUGGCUGAAUGAGAAAAGAGCGUUCAGAGGGGAGGAGCAGAAACGUGGACGCUAAAAGACAACAAACAAAGUUCUUACAAAUGCCCUGGCACGCUUCACAACUGACGAAAGUGUAAAUAAGUGUCUCAAAUUGCUUAUAUAUACACAGUUAAAUAAAUUGGUGCAGAUGUACAGAUAAUGUGUUGGGGAGGGAGGGGGGGCUGCCUCUUUUGAUCCACUGAUUACAAGCCAUAGGCCUGACUGAGAAGCAGGUUUGGGUUGUUUACCAGAGCAACUGGGCUGAGUAAAACCGAGAGCCACCUGAUUCCUGGUAACGCACGUGGACCACGUUUUACUCAGAACAUCUAUUUAGAUAACUCGUAAAACCUGCUUCAGGGAACAACUGCAAGCAUUACUUUGCUGAGUCCUCUCACUCCUCAUUGAUAAGUUUACUCGGCUGUCACCAUUAUUCAUACUCCGACUAUUGAUUCCCACUGCCGUCGGUAGUCACUGCCCUUUUGCGUCUAAGUAUGUUGCUUUCUGGGCCCUCUGGUUUCUCUGAAUGGUUGCAGUCGGUGUCAUUGGUUCAUUAGACACUUUGACCUGUUUGAGACAAAAAAAGGAAUCCACCAAUACAAAAAAUGUCAAAGUUGGAUAUUACAAGGAUCUCACAAAAGUUAAAACUUCACUUAAAAGUUUGGUGAAGGUUUUACUUGAGGUAUUCCUGUUUUACUUUGUUUUUAUUUUGAAAACAUGCUUUGUUACUUCUGCUGUGAGAAAUAAAGAAUUGUCUUUCUGUCA
Cololabis saira (Pacific saury) is the source of this 3435-nucleotide messenger RNA. RefSeq names its product ubiquitin specific peptidase 5 (isopeptidase T) (gene usp5). The record is from RefSeq and is a predicted model, not a curated record. Gene Ontology annotation, biological process: protein deubiquitination. Gene Ontology annotation, molecular function: cysteine-type deubiquitinase activity; zinc ion binding; protein binding. The transcript is spliced from 20 exons. Bases 121 to 2667 code for a protein of 848 amino acids. NCBI's taxonomy places the organism in Eukaryota, Metazoa, Chordata, Actinopteri, Beloniformes, Belonidae.